GAAGAAAACAUUUGGAGGGUGUAACUGAAAGUGAGUCUCAGAAGCUCCGUUUUGUGACGAGGGGAAAAUAAAACUUUCCCUGAGUAAAAACACAGGUUCGAUUUAACACACCGAUGUUGGAGUGAAGUAAACGUAUGUGCUGCUUUAAUCUGGAGAAGGAGACAUGACCUCCAACAUGAGUGUGUCUGGAAAACAGGACUUAAAGAAAGACGAGAGAAUGAUGGAGGGAAAAAGAUCAGCCUCACCAGAACCCAGCUGUGUGUCCAUGAAGAGUGACUGGUCAAAGGAUCAUCCAAUUGAGUUCAGAGAUGGAGACAAUUCUACUCAUCUGAGAAUGAUGGAGGGAAAAAGAUCAGCCUCACCAGAACCCAGCUGUGUGUCCAUGAAGAGUAAUGAGUCAAUGGGACAUCCAAUCGAGUUCAGAGACAGAGACAAUUCUACUCAUCUGAGAAUGAUGGAGGGAAAAAGAUCAGACUCACCAGAACCCAGCUGUGUGUCCAUGAAGAGUGAAGAGUCAAUGGGACAUCCAAUCGAGUUCAGAGAUGGAGACAGUUCUACUCAUCUGAGAAUGAUGGAGGGAAAAAGAUCAGACUCACCAGAGCCCAGCUGUGUGUCCAUGAAGAGUGAAGAGUCAAUGGGACAUCCAAUUGAGUUCAGAGAUGGAGACAGUUCUACUCAUCUGAGACCACAAAAGAAGAAAUCAACCUCAGACCUCAGCGGAAAUCAGUCGGAGUCCAUAUUCAAGGAGCUGCACGUGCUGAAGAACAUGAACCACACAGAUCUCGCUAACACACUGCAGAACAAGUCUCUGGGCUCUGAGUAUCAGCAAAAACUCAAAUCCAACCUGAGAGAGAAAUGCAAAAGAAUUAAAGAAGGAAUCUCACAUUAUGGAAGCUCAGCACUUCUGAAUGAGAUCUACACAGAGCUCUAUAUCACAGAGGGCUGGAGUGGAGAUGUCAAUAAUGAACAUGAGGUGAGACAGAUUGAGACAGCGUCCAGGAGACCAGCAACACAGGAGACACCCAUCAAAUGUAAUGACCUCUUUAAAGACAAGUCUAUAAGAAGUGUGGUGACUAAAGGAGUAGCUGGAAUUGGAAAAACAGUCUCUGUGCAGAAGUUCGUUCUGGACUGGGCUGAAGGAAAAGCAAAUCAGGACGUCACCUUCAUGUUUCCACUUCCCUUUAGAGAGCUGAACCUGAUGAAGCAGAAAACUCUCAGUCUGAUGAAACUUAUUCAUGACUUUUUCCCAGAAAUGAGAAAACUAGAAUUAUUAGACUGCAAGUCCUACAAAGUGAUGUUUAUCUUUGAUGGUCUGGAUGAGUGUCGACUUCCUCUAAAUUUCCAGAGCAAUGAGAGAUUGUAUGACGUGACAGAGUCAGCCUCAGUGGAUGUGCUGCUGACAAACCUCAUCAAGGGGAAUCUGCUUCCCUCUGCUCUCCUCUGGAUAACCUCUCGACCAGGAGCAGCCAAUCAGAUCCCUCCUGAGUGUGUAGACCAGGUAACAGAAGUACGAGGGUUCAAUGAUCCUCAGAAAGAGGAGUACUUCAGGAAGAGGAUCAGUGAUCAGAGCCUGGCCAAUAAAAUCAUCACACACAUGAAGUCUUCAAGAAGCCUCUACAUCAUGUGCCACAUCCCAGUCUUCUGCUGGAUCUCAGCCACUGUUCUAGAGAGAAUGUUGUGUGAAGCAGAGAGUGGAGAGAUCCCCAAGACUCUGACUCAAAUGUUCACACACUUCCUGAUCUUUCAGAUCAAACACAAGGACCAAAAGUACCAUCAGAAAUGUGACCCUGAUCCUCAGCAGACCAGAGAGAGUAUCCUGGCACUAGGAAAACUGGCUUUCCAACAGCUGGAGAAAGGAAACCUGAUCUUCUAUGAGGAAGACCUGAGAGAGUGUGGUAUUGAUGUCAGAGAAGCUUCAGUGUACUCAGGAGUGUGUACCCAAAUCUUCAGAAAUGAGUUUGGGCUUCACCUGGGGAAGGUGUUCAGCUUUGUACAUCUGAGUGUUCAGGAGUUUCUGGCUGCUUUAUAUGCAUUUCUCUCCUUCAUCAGCAGAAACAUAACAGAACAACCAACUACUGAUCUGUCUGAUCUUUUCAGCAAGUCACACAUGUCUGAUUUCCUCAGGAGUGCAGUGGACAAGGCCUUACAGAGUGAGAAUGGAGACCUGGACCUGUUCCUCCGCUUCCUUCUGGGUCUUUCACUGGAGUCCAAUCAGACUCUCUUAAGAGGCUUAAUGCCACAGACAGGAAGCAGCUCUCACAACAAACAGGAAACAGUGGAGUACAUCAAAGAGAAGAUCAGGGAGAAUCCAUCUCCAGAGAAAUCCAUCAAUCUGUUCCACUGUCUGAAUGAACUGAAUGAUCAUUCUCUAGUGCAGGAAAUACAAACUUACCUGAAAAGAGGAGGUUACCGUCGUCUCAGUGGAACCAGUCUGUCUCCUGCUCAAUGGUCAGCUCUGGUGUUUGUGUUAAUGAACUCAGAACAGGAGCUGGAUGUGUUUGAUUUGAGUAAAUAUGACCCAUCAGAGGAAUGCUUUCUGAGGUUGCUGCCACUGUUCAAAGGCACCAGAAGAGCUAAGCUGCGUGAUUGUAAUCUGACAGAGGAAAGCUGUAGAGUUCUGUCCUCACUUCUCAGCUCAGACUCCUCCAGUCUGAGAGAACUGGAUCUGAGUCACAAUAAACUGCAGGAUUCAGGAGUGAAGCUGCUCUCUGCUGGACUGGAGAAUCCACACUGUACACUGGAGAAACUGAGUCUGCGUGUGUGUGAUCUCAUGGAGGAAAGCUGUAGAGUUCUGUCCUCUGCUCUCGGCUCAAACUCCUCCAGUCUGAGAGAACUGGACCUGAGUCACAACAAACUGCGGGAUUCAGGAGUGAAGCUGCUCUCUGCUGGACUGAAGAAUCCAAACUGUAAACUGGAGAUACUGAGGCUGCGUGACUGUGAUCUGACAGAGGAAAGCUGUAGAGUUCUGUCCUCAGUUCUCAGCUCAAACUCUUCCAGUCUGAGAGAACUGGACCUGAGUUACAAUAAACUGCAGGAUUCAGGAGUGACGCUGCUCUCUGCUGGACUGGACAAUCCACACUGUACACUGGAGAUACUAGGGUUGUGGAACUGCAGUAUUACAGAUGAAGGUUGUGCUGCUCUGGCUUCAGCUCUGAGGUCAAACUCCUCAUCACACCUGAGAGAACUGAAUCUGAAGGGUAAUAAAACAGGAGAAUCAGGAGUGAAGCUGCUCUCUGAUCUAAAGGAGGAUCCAACCUGUAAACUGGAGACACUACUAAUUAAAAAAUGUUUCCUCACCCGGACUGAUGUAUGAUGGGAGUUUCACCUCAAACCUCUUUUUUUUCUUAACUUCUGGCUUUAAUAACAUUUCCAAAGUCAAAUUCUUCAGCGCCUACUUACAACACAGGGAUAUCACAUCAUCACAAUGAUUGAACAAAUACACAUCCAUGUGUUGUAGCUAUUUAUAGUUAUUUUUAAAAUAUUUUUUAUCAGUGUGUUGCUGUACAACAAGGUUUCCUCAUUUUUUUGUAACAUAACAGUGAAGAAUUUGUUUCUAUUUUUUUAAUUUGCAAAUUAUCUUUAAACCUCUGUUUAUUGUUUGGUAACCUGUUUUUGUAGUAAAUUGUUGUAAAUUGCUCGUUGUUGAUGUUUGUAUGAUGUUGUCAUAGUAAUAAAAUGACCUCAAGUCUCUUUGCUGCCUGGUUCCUUUGGGUCCAGACCAGCAGGUUUCUUGUGCCAGACUUGAAUUGUUUUUUGUUUUUUUUUCAGACAUUUUGCUGAAUAUUUUGUGGUGGAAAAGUGCAGAAUAGUUCCAGCACUGGUACCAUAUUGCAGUACAAAAACAUGCACAUUAUAUGAUUCUCCAUGAAAAUGUAUGUAUUGUGAUUGAUCAUUUUGUAUAUAAAUCAGAUCUC
This is a messenger RNA of Pangasianodon hypophthalmus (striped catfish), 3914 nucleotides long. RefSeq names its product NACHT, LRR and PYD domains-containing protein 3-like. The record is from RefSeq and is a predicted model, not a curated record. Bases 164 to 3313 code for a protein of 1049 amino acids. Gene Ontology annotation, molecular function: protein binding. The transcript is spliced from 14 exons. NCBI's taxonomy places the organism in Eukaryota, Metazoa, Chordata, Actinopteri, Siluriformes, Pangasiidae.